AUGAGCACCAGCGAAACCCCUAGAGAGUCGAUAUCAGUGGAGGACGAGAUCCAAGCAGCCAAAUCUAAAAUAAUAUCCAUGAUAUCGAUAUACAACAAAACGAUAGAAGAAAAAAAGAAAUAUGAAGAACGGACGGCAAUGGCGUACAGUCAAUUAGAAUUAGUAAAAAAAGAAUUAGAAUUGUGUAUAGAGAAAGAGGAAUCCCUUCAACGUGAGUUAGAAUCCGAGAAAAAGGAGCAUCAAAAAGCUAUUGAUGAACUUGAAUCACAUCAAAAUGAAGUUCAUUUUAUAACAGGGAAGUGUGUCGUUCAAAUAAAAGAUGGGAACAUUCAAGAUAUAGAAGUGACAACAGAUGAUCAUGUUGAGACAACACCCCCAUCAAAAAAAGAGAUGAACACCUCAUCAAAUCUAGUAGAAAAUAGUACCUCUCAAAAUCUCGAGAUAAAAACCGAAACGACAGCGGUCUCUUCAACUCCUAAACUCAUUCAUAGAAAUAUUAAACGACCAAUCCCAAUAAAAAAGACUGUAUUUGCUCUUGAGUCCGACGAACCAAGUCCCCUUCCUCUUCCAUCCAAUCCAGUGAUAUCAAAUGAUGAGAACCUUUCCACUCCAGAUAACACCCCUUUACAUCUUUUUAAUCAAACAACUUCUCAAGACAACCCUCUAACAAAGAAAUUACCAAAUUCAGUAUUUGCUCUUCAAGAACAGCCUCCCAAGAACACAAAUAUAACUUACAAAGAGACGCUUGCGACUAUUCUUAAAAUCGUGAUGGUGACUACCAUUGUUUGUCUAGUGUGGUUGUGCUAUGUAAUAAUUAUGGCCGAUUGA
Molecule: messenger RNA, 828 nt
Organism: Entamoeba invadens IP1
Lineage: Eukaryota; Evosea; Mastigamoebida; Endamoebidae
Exons: 1
Coding region: 1-828 (275 amino acids)
Source: RefSeq, a predicted model, not a curated record